AUGGACCCUGCCAGCCUUGCGAUUGGAGCCGUUGGUCUAACGGGCCUGUUCGACGCGUGUUUGAAACUAUACGAGCACGUCUGUAAUGCGAAGCGCUAUCCUGAAGACUGCAAACGACAAGUUCUUUUCCUGGAGCUCGAAAGGUCACGGUUUACCGGGAUCCGAGUUGAACUGCUGCGAGCCGUGGGUGGUCCAGAAGAACCAGCGGCCGUGGAUGGCGACGAGAUAUUGUUCAAAACCAGCUUCCAGCGAAGUUCAACCGCUUCUCCAGCCUCUCCCAGUGUCUGGAGACACGAAUACCUCGGCCGGCUAUUAAGCACUGUACGGGGAGUGCUCACCGAGGCAGAAGCCAUCGUUGAGAAGUAUCAGAAGAUAGACUCGAAGCGGAAGUUGAGGACCUUCAUAUCGUCCAGACUGCACACGCACCAGCUGUCAUGGAUCGCAGACGACAAGAACCGUCUCAAGGAACUGGUGGAAACUCUACGGCAGCUGAAUAGUUACUUAGAGAGUCUCCUUCCCGCACCCUCUCGCCGGCGUCUGCAGCUCGCAUUCGAGGCGACGGUCGUCCUUUCGGCUGAUGCUGGCCGACUGCGAGAUAUUCAGUCAGAGUCCGUCACCGGAUACGAGAGCCUAAACCAUAGUGCGACGGUCAGACUGGCGAAAAUGUCAAUGGAAUCCAAGGCGUCGAAUUCGCAGCAGGAAUUACAGGACUCCCGUAUGGACCAUCGUUGCCUCCGGUUGCGAAAACCCAUCGCCAACGGUUACAACGUAUACAGCUCUGCUAUGUACGAGACCGGCCCCCCAGGGCGCCUCCACAGGCAGAGUGUUCUUGUCGAGAGAAGGCAGGCCUUCACAACGGUGGAUUCUUUAGGAGAAGCGGGAAAGCGCCUGAAUAGCCUCGUCGUCACUUUACAAUGCAUGCAGGCGUCGGCAAAUCAACCACCCCAGAAUCAAACCAAUUCCACAGCCUUUGGGGUGCCUCGAUGUCUAGGAUGGAUUGCACCAGAGGGUUCCAACCUGGACGUCAUUGACCUGGUCUACGAGUACCCAACGCCCACCCUGCAGCCCCCCGUGUCCCUCCACACCCUCCUUCAGACCCUUCUGUCCACCAACCGACCCUCCCUCGGAGCCCGUUUCAACCUUGCCCUCUGCCUUGCCCAGUCCUACGGCCGCUUCAUAUCAGUCGGCUACCUCCACAAAGGCUUCCACAGCCACAACAUCCUCUUCUUCAACGACACCCUCACUCCAUAUAUUGUUGGCUGCGCAGACUCACGACCAGAAACAACACCGAUGUACUCAUCCCCGCUUUCCGACGUAAUCCCAGACCGAGAACUGUACAUACCCUGGGAGACGAUCCUGGAAAUACCACAACCCGAUCCUUCGAAACGUACGCGAUGGAGCGCGGCUGCGGAUAUCUACGGGCUGGGAGUUAUGCUGGUCGAGAUCGGCCGGUGGACCUGUACGAGCCAGGAAUGGAGAACGGCGAGCCUGUAUGACUUCCAUCAGAAAGUCCUUCCCGGUUUAGUUGAGGAACUGGGGUACCACAUGGGUGAUAUUUAUAGAGAUGUCGCCCGGGCUUGCCUCAGGGUUGGGGACUUUGAGUUUACUACCGAAAUUGGUGUGUGGCAGAACUAUUCUGAGAAGAUCCUUAAGCCAUUGGAGCUGUGCCGGGCAUAA
Molecule: messenger RNA, 1677 nt
Organism: Aspergillus puulaauensis
Lineage: Eukaryota; Fungi; Ascomycota; Eurotiomycetes; Eurotiales; Aspergillaceae
Product: prion-inhibition and propagation domain-containing protein
Exons: 1
Coding region: 1-1677 (558 amino acids)
Source: RefSeq, a predicted model, not a curated record